AUGGAGUUGAUGACGGAUCUGAUGAAUUUUGUCAUGCCCCCAAUAAUUCUAGGAGUACUUGCUUUCUUCCUCCCUCCUUUCUACCUCUUCAAGUUUUUCCUUGCCUUCGUCUCUUCUCUAUUCCCCGAGGACAUGACUAACAAGGUGGUCGUGAUCACCGGCGCUUCCUCCGGCAUCGGCGAGCACAUUGCUUAUCAGUAUGCUAAGAAGGGAGCCUACCUGGUUCUAGUGGCAAGGAGAGAACAAAGCCUGAGAGAGGUGGCUGAGAGAGCUAAGUCCAUUGGCUCCCCUGAUGUCCUUGUGGCCCCCGCUGAUGUCGCCAAACCCGAGGAUUGCCGCCAGUUCAUCGAAGACACAAUUAACCAUUUUGGACGGUUGGAUCAUCUAGUGAAUAAUGCAGGCAUUGCUAAUCUGUGCAUGUUUGAAGAAGCUACGGAGAUAACCAAUUUCAACCCAGUGAUGGAUAUUAACUUCUGGGGAUCCGUUUAUCCAACCCAUUUCGCAAUCCAACAUCUCAAGAAAACUGGAGGAAGAAUCGUUGUGAACUCCUCAGCAGCCGGAUGGGUGGCCAUGCCUAGGAUGAGCUUCUAUAAUGCAACAAAAGCAGCCCUCAUAGCCUUCUAUGAAACUCUUCGGAGUGAGUUUGGCUCAGAGAUCGGUAUAACAAUUGCGACGCCCGGGUGGAUCGAAUCGGAGAUGACCCAAGGGAAGUUCUUAUCCAAGGAAGGAGUAAUGCAAGUGGAGCAAGAUAUUAGAGAUGUCCAAGUCAGCCUGAUGCCCGUCAUGCAUACAGAAGAAUGUGCAAGGUCGAUAGUUGACGCAGCAUGCAAAAGAGCUCGUUAUGUGACCGAGCCGUCGUGGUUCAAAGUUCUAUAUGUGUUGAGGGUUUUUGCGCCGGAAUUAAUGGAGUGGUGCUUUCGGGUUAUGUAUGUUGCCGGACCAGGCAGGUCCAAUCACGACACGCUGAGUAAGAAAAUACUGGACGCGGCUGGAGCCAAACGCUUACUGUAUCCUUCUUCAAUCCAAACUGAUGAGGUUAAAGAGGAAUAAAGACCUAAAUCUUUAUGACUCAUUUUCAUAAGAAUCUAUCUGUAUUCCGUCGUUACUGUAGGAUUAUGGUUCUUUCACAAGUGUCUGUAUACUU
Molecule: messenger RNA, 1144 nt
Organism: Asparagus officinalis (garden asparagus)
Lineage: Eukaryota; Viridiplantae; Streptophyta; Magnoliopsida; Asparagales; Asparagaceae
Product: 11-beta-hydroxysteroid dehydrogenase 1B-like
Exons: 6
Coding region: 1-1050 (349 amino acids)
Molecular function (GO): oxidoreductase activity
Source: RefSeq, a predicted model, not a curated record